AUGGCCUCCCCGAAUUCCCUCUCUGCUGCCUACACCAGCGGUCUCUAUCAACAACCGUCCCGACCGAUGACCCGAUCCACGGUUUCACGUUCGGGCUCCCGACGUGCCUCCCCAGCCCUGCAGUACGCCGAGGCCAGAACAUCCGCCCCAAGACACUACUCUGGCGACAGCUCCGAUGAUGAGGUUCCCGAGCCCAAGUUCAGUGCUUCGGUGAAGGCGCUUUUGGAUGGAGAUGGUCUGGGGUCUUCGCCGCAUCUGCACAAGGGUCAACAUCAACAACAAGCGUCGUCAUAUGAAAGGCGCUCGGCCAUGGGCUCUCGGCAACAUAGCCAAUCGCCGCGAAAUACAUCUCCCCACGACCAGUCCAAUGGAAGCCCUGCCCCCCGUGUUGUUCGAAUUGGUGCUAUCUCAUCGUCUUCGAGAUUCUCCCGCGAAGGCUCCCCGCUGUCGAACAGCCAAAGUGCCGAGUCUGAAGCUCAAGACCGGCCCAAUGACUUCAUAACUCCCGCUCCCCGACCGCGGAGUGUCCGAAUCCAUGCUUCGCGUAGCGGUACGCGCUCGCCAUCAUCGAUUUCACCAUCGUUGGUCAGGUCAACGGAACGGCAGUCGGGUGAUGAGUAUGGCAGUGGUGACCGGUCUGAUAGUGAUCGGAAAUCACGUUACGAUGAUGAUCCGGUGUCCAGAAUUGGCACCUCAUCGGUCCUACGCGGCCGCCAUGGGGACGAUGCGGGACCCCAGAGCUCUCUGCGAGUAAAGCGGGUCGGGCGCCUCACUGGUACAUUCUUGAAUGGACCUGCACGAAGAGGAGUGAUGCGGCGGCAGAGUGAAGAGAAUAAUGAAGAUAAUUACCUAUUGAAUGACGGCAUCCGCGAGCACGAGGAGCCACAAGAUGUCAACGCUGAAUACCAUCAAGCUCGAGGAUCAGCGAAACCAUCAUCACCCAAAGUUUCUUGGGCAACAGAUCCGAGCCCUCCACAUGACAAUGAAAAACAAUACCCUCGCGCAGAUCGACCUGCGAGCCGUGCUGCCGGUGAAGGUCCCUUCUCGCGAUCCUCCUCGCCCAGGUCAUAUGGAUCCCAAUCCAAAUCCACACCGGGGUCCUCGGAAGUGUCUUCCUCUAGAAUGUCCAGCGCGAAAGAGCAGCCUGCCUUCAAGGUACCGUCAUUACCACCACCAUUACCCUCAACGAGGGAUCAAGAGAAUGAACCACCACCAACUUUCAAACGCACCAAACCGCAGGGUCUCAACUUAUUAGAUAAACCCGAGAAACUUUCCGUCGUAUAUGACAGCGACAAGAAAGAUGCCGCAGAGACCCCGGCAGGGAGCUCACCCCGCAAAAUUCUUGCGACUCGAAGCAACAAUACACCACACCGACCGGCUCCACCACCACCAAAGAUGUCAGUGCUCGAGACUGCCACUGCCACGGGUGGUGCUUCCACGUCACAAUCUCGAAAGAAGCGGACGCAAGUGACGAUUAAUCACAAGCACUUCACUCGUCUUGAUUGUAUUGGUCGCGGUGGUAGUUCCCGUGUUUACCGUGUCAUGGCCGAGAAUUAUAAGAUCUUUGCUCUCAAACGAGUGAACCUGGAAGAUGUCGACCCUAUCACCUUGACUGGGUACAAGGGCGAGAUAGACCUUCUCAAAAAGCUCGAAAAUGUGGACCGCGUGGUGCGUUUAUUUGACUGGGAACUCAACUCUGACAAACAUUCCCUCAGCGUUCUGAUGGAGAUUGGUGAGUCGGAUCUUGAGAAGAUUCUGACUUACCGUCUUAAUGCCGAGGAUGCUACUUUCGAUAUCAAUUUCACCCGUUAUUACUGGAAAGAGAUGCUCGAAUGUGUCCAGGCUGUCCACAACUUCAAUAUUGUCCACUCCGAUUUGAAGCCAGCCAACUUCCUCAUGGUCCAGGGUCGAUUAAAACUGAUCGACUUUGGCAUUGCCAAUGCAAUUCAAGAUAACACCGUUAACGUCCACCGGGAGCAACAAGUUGGCACACCCAACUACAUGUCCCCAGAGGCCCUGGUUGAUUCUAAUGCAUCUCUUGGCCUGCCGGCUAGUGUGGGCAAAAUGAUGAAACUGGGCAAGCCUAGCGAUGUCUGGAGUUUGGGCUGCAUCUUGUACAAGAUGGUGUAUGGCCAGCCUCCCUUUGCCAAGAUUGCCAAAUACUACGAGCGCAUUAUGGCAAUUCCCAAUCCCCGUGUGCAGAUUGAUUUUCCCACGCACGGUGUCGGCGGUGUUCCGGUCCCCCCUGGAUUAAUCAAGACCCUGAAGCGAUGCCUCCAGCGUGACCAGACUCUUCGCCCGAGCAUCGAAGAGAUGCUAGGCCCCCGCGAUCCUUUCCUUCACCCCGAUGCCCAGCUUGAGGGUGCUGUCCCUGUCACGCAAGACAUGCUUGGUCGCAUUCUGGCCAAUGUUGUCAACCAUUGCAAGGCCCGUGGCGUACCCAGAGAAGAAGAGCUGGCUGCAUGGCCUGCCGGGUUUUUUGCCAAAAUCAAGGCAGCCCUAGAAGAAGAAAAUUCUAGAUGUCCUUGA
This is a messenger RNA of Penicillium canariense, 2529 nucleotides long. Its product is annotated as serine/threonine/tyrosine protein kinase MPS1. Bases 1 to 2529 code for a protein of 842 amino acids. Gene Ontology annotation, molecular function: ATP binding; protein serine/threonine/tyrosine kinase activity; protein serine/threonine kinase activity. Gene Ontology annotation, biological process: protein localization to kinetochore; peptidyl-serine phosphorylation; mitotic spindle assembly checkpoint signaling. NCBI's taxonomy places the organism in Eukaryota, Fungi, Ascomycota, Eurotiomycetes, Eurotiales, Aspergillaceae. The transcript has a single exon. The record is from RefSeq and is a predicted model, not a curated record. Gene Ontology annotation, cellular component: nucleus; spindle; kinetochore.